This is a messenger RNA of Aspergillus welwitschiae, 269 nucleotides long. RefSeq lists its product as uncharacterized. NCBI's taxonomy places the organism in Eukaryota, Fungi, Ascomycota, Eurotiomycetes, Eurotiales, Aspergillaceae. The record is from RefSeq and is a predicted model, not a curated record. Bases 14 to 169 code for a protein of 51 amino acids. The transcript has a single exon.
GUUUGAGCCAGUGAUGCGUUCCCACUUGAGUUUCCCACUUCCCACUUCCCGAGGCAGGUAUUAUGGGUGUCAUCGCGUUGACGGUGGCUGCACUUCAGCAAUGCCAGUCCUCCCACCACUCGAUGUUAGACCAACACCCGGCAUUCUUCGGUCGCGCUCAAUCCCAUGAAACAAUUCCCACUUCAAUCACCGCAUACCUCUUCAUAUAUCCGAAAGAUGUCUCGAUGCUACGUCCCGAAUGUGGGGGACCCGGCAGUGGGGAUGCGGGG